AUGGAAAAAUACAAGGCAGCAUGGAAUCAUCUUGCAUUGAUGUAUUCCAACAACAUUUCUUAUAUAUAUGAUAUGACUAUAGAGUAUUACGGAUUGAAGCAAGAUGAUACAUAUCUAAGUCAAGAUUUUGAUGAGAUUGUAUGCAUUUCUCAAGAUCUCAACUCAUUACUUUUUUUAUUUACUAAUCUCCAACUAAUGCAGAAGCAAUGAGAUCGAAUGGCAGUGGUUAAGUUCCUUAGUGGGCUUCAUCUCGAAUAUAAGAGCAUUUGUAAUCAAGUACUAGCAAGGACUGAACUGCCAACAUUAUUGAAGCCAAUCAAUGUCUCUCCUUCUCUUUUAAGUCACAACACUCUAAAGACCACACCCCUUGUGGAGCACACAACCUUAGUGUCUACUCAACAACCCUCUUGUGGGCAUACUAAUAGUGAUUAUUCUAGGGACGGGGGAGUGGAGGUAGAGCAUCUAGAUAUCGCCAAAAAUCUGAGUGCACAUUACUUUUACAUAUGAAUGUCCCACUUGAAUUUUGAACUGGUGCUAUUCUUACAACCACCUACUUAAUUAAUCAAAUGUCAUCAUUAAUUGUAAAGCAAAAGACUCCAUAUUCUAUUCUUUAUCCUACUAGUCCAUCAUACAAUGUACCACCAAAGAUUUUUGGAUGUACAUAUUUUUUCCAUCAUUUAAAAUGAUGUCAAGAUAAAUUUAGUCCUAAGUUUGUGAAAUAUAUUUUCUUAGGAUACACUCAUACUCAAAAGGGAUACAAAUGUUAUUGCCUUCACUUCAUAGACACUUUAUUGCUAUUGAUGUUACCUUCUUUGAGACUAUCAUUUUCUUCACUAUGUCACAAUAUAUUAAUUCUCUGAAUGAAUCAUUACCUCCACCGUCAUUGUAGAGUCUAUCUUUGCAUAUAAUCCUAGUGUCAUUCCCAAACAAUUAGAUGAUAGGGUGAAAGAUACAUGUCCUCUAAUCACACAAGUAUACAUGUGGUGGAAUGCUCCCUUAGCACCUCUUGAGGCAUCUACUUCACAUUCAACCAUUUCUAUGUAUCAAGGACUAGAAGCGAGCACAUCGGUGACCAGUAAUCUUGAUUUCUAUAUUAUCUUAUGAAAAAAAAACGUUCUUGUAUAUACUAUCACAUCUAACUUUGUAUCAUAUCAUCACUUAUCUCUUAUCUACUCAACUUUUAUAUCUAUCUUAUCCUAUUAUCAUAUUCCUAAGAUUAUUUCAAAAGCACUAAGUCAUCUCAGAUGGUAUGCUGCUAUGAUUGAGGAGAUGGAGGUACUUGAGAACUAGACUUGAGAACUUGUCUCAUAUCCUCUAGGAAAGUCAAUUUUUGGCUGAAAAUAAAUCUUUACAAUUAAAGUUCGACCUAAUGGUAUAGUUGAUUAUUUAAAAGCUUGUUUGGUGACGAAGGACGACAUUCAAGUAUAUGGUGAAGAUUAUUUAGAGACAUUUUCUCAUGUUGUCAAGAUUACUUAUAUUUGUAUUGUGUUUUACCUUAAUAGUUCACUUCUCUUUACCUCUUUAUCAACUUGAUAUAAAUAAUACAUUUCUUCAUGGCAUAUACAAGAAGAGAUAUAUAUGACACAACCUCUAGGAUUCCAUGCACAUGGGGGCUCUAAUAUGAUUUGCUAAUCACACAAGCCCUUAUGAUUUGAAACAACCUCCUCGAGCAUGGUUCAAUGAGUUUAGCAACACAUUGAUCACUUUAUCUUUUAUCAACACUUUUUAGUUGAGUAUAUUAUUAGUUGUCUAUGUCAAAGACAUCAUUAUCACUAUGAAUGAUUAUAUUGGUAUAUCUCACCUCAACACUUUUUUAUAG
This is a messenger RNA of Spirodela intermedia, 1819 nucleotides long. NCBI's taxonomy places the organism in Eukaryota, Viridiplantae, Streptophyta, Magnoliopsida, Alismatales, Araceae. The record is from the annotation of a GenBank genome assembly.